Molecule: messenger RNA, 729 nt
Organism: Volvox carteri f. nagariensis
Lineage: Eukaryota; Viridiplantae; Chlorophyta; Chlorophyceae; Chlamydomonadales; Volvocaceae
Exons: 6
Coding region: 1-729 (242 amino acids)
Source: RefSeq, a predicted model, not a curated record
AUGGGCGCUGAUGCAGCGAGCCCCCUGCUGGAAGCGGUUAUCAGGACAAUCAAUGCAAUCCCGCGGACCAUGUAUGCUGCCUCCAUGGACGCGACACAGAAAAUCGCUGGCAAGCUGCAAGAGUACGCCGAUGUGAUGGGGGGAUCCUAUGUGAGUGGCGACAAGGACACGCGUGGCCUGGUCGUGGAGAGGCGGCACCGCAGGCUCAGAGGGCCGCCAGGCCGGUGGCGCGACCUGCCGCCUGAGAUCUUGGCCACCACUGGUAUGGGGAGGCGGCACGGGGUCAGCCACACCACGCAGCAGGUCCUGCAGCUUGAACCGCAUCUUCAUGCUGACAAUGGGCAUCAGCUGGGGUGCAGUGGUGGUCAGACUCGCCUUGAGGUCCACGGACGAUCGGGACAGCUUGCAGCGUCCAGGCCCUUGGCCAAGAAGGCCUGUAACUGGCUCAUGUGGUCUUCGCCAGGCGCACCACCUUCAUAUGCAGCCGCUCCAAGGGGUCCGCUCAGGAGCUGCAUGGACACCCUGCAUCACGCCAUGAGCGCUGCUUUUUCCUUCACCGCCGUGCAGAAGCACUGUGUCGGCAGCCAUGCCGAAGAACGCAUCCACAAAAACGUGCACACAGGCCGCGACGCCCUCACCCUUCAUGGAGAACACGUCAGCCAGGAGGGAGAGCGGUGGAGUUUGUCCCAGAUGACUGCCCUGUUCGAGCCGUUUGCCUUGUUGCCGUGA